This is a messenger RNA of Labrus bergylta (ballan wrasse), 1937 nucleotides long. NCBI's taxonomy places the organism in Eukaryota, Metazoa, Chordata, Actinopteri, Labriformes, Labridae. The record is from RefSeq and is a predicted model, not a curated record.
UCAGCCGCGGUGCAUGCUGGGAGACUGAGGCAGCGGAGCAGCAGCAGCAGCAGCAGCCGGCUGACUUCACCUCUCGGUGCUCCGCCGGAUUAAUGUGUCAGGAGGACAGCUCUGCCUUUAACCGAGUCAUGGAAACCUGUGGACAACAUCUCACGGUGUAGGCAAGAGGACUCGUUGAUUGCCAGAGCGCCAUGGAACCAGAUGUCAUCCGCAUAUACUCGUCCUCUCCGCCCCCGAUGGAGGACGGAGCAGAGGAAGAGGAAAAUGACUUUGGAGACUUCGGCACCUUCUCCAGCGUCCCCGCCAGCAUCAGCUUCACAGAGUUCGACACCCCGACGACUUUCAACCAGACACAGGCUUUGAACGCCACGUCCCCGCCCGAGCUCAUCAACAACAGAGGGGUGGUAGCGUUCAGUCACAGCUCGUCCAACGGCACCCACAGCCCCAAUAUCGACCUGUCAAAGGCUAAUGGCGUUGUGCCGUCAGGCCACCUGGACAGCUGUCCCUCAGAAAGAACUGAGAUGAAAAAAGUCCUCUCUAGCUCUCUGGAUUUCUCAGUGAGCGGGACAGCUGGCGGCGAGCCCGCUGACUGCAACGGCGGCGGCACAGAGGUGCUAACAAACGGGUUUGCAUCCCUGGACGUUCAGGGAAGUCCUUCCUCGCAGAAUUCUGUCCACUCACUCAUAAUAGGAACGUCCACUGGGGACAAUGGCAGCAUCCCCGUCGAGAGCCCAGAGGAUGAUUUUGCAGACUUUGCUGCUUUUUCAGAUGCUGAAGCACACCUGAGCCAGACUGCUAACGAGGACUUGGACAACCCCACAGAGGGCAGCUGGUCGGCGGAGGAACACUGUAAUAUAAGACAGGGAACGACCUCAGAGGACAAUGUCAGGGACACAAACAGAACUGGCUCUGAUUCCUUAUCUGUCCCCGCUGAGGCUCCGGACCGGGGCUCGCACACAGACGCUGACUCUCAACAAAGGGACGUAGCCUUUGCCUCAGAGGCAGUUUGCACUAACACACCCCUCGCUCUGAACGGGGUGGCUGUAGCUGACGGGGACGAUUCCAAAGACGCUGCUGGCUGCUGUGAAAAUAACCUCUCACCGGACGCAGAUGGCGAGGCGGGGCAGCCGGACUGGAAGGGCUCCGGUAACGAGACCGAGACAGAAACCGAGACAGAGACUUCGUUUGGUCGGCCGUUGUCCACAGACGCUCUGGAGGAGUAUGGAGACAUGAGCACUACGGGCUCCGUGCCCUCGCCGCUCCCCCAAGGGGAGACUGCCACACCUGCAGACCACAGCCAGCUGGCCGAGGACGACAUGGACGAGGACUUUGGGGAUUUCGGAGACGCCGGCUCGUUCAGUGGUCAGGGUUUUGCAGAUUUUGAUCAGCUGGAAGCCCAGGAGGAGCCGAGCAAGUCUCACAGCCCCGCCCCUGCACAGGAAGCCGUGGACGCUGCGGACGAUGACGACUUUGGCGACUUCGACUCCUCGAAAUUCCACACAGGUGGAAACGAGGCGGAGGAUGGAGGAACAUUUGCAGACUUUCCCGUCAGUGACAGUUUUGGGAAUUUCAGCUCAGCGACAGAUGGAGCAGACGAUGGGGGGGACGCAGGGUGGAGCGCCUUCGGGGAGCAGCAGCAGCAGGUGGAGGGGGAGUCCUGGGCGGCGUUCAGCACAGAGCCGAGUGACGCUCCUCCUGCAGACAGCGGAGAGGAGGAACAGGAGGAGGAGGAGGAGGAGGAGGAGGAGGAGUGGCAUCAAAGUGUAUCUCCUGCAGUCAGCAACGAAGCCAGCAGGACAGACGAACAGUCGGUGAGCAUGAUGGGAAAUGAACUGGUGACACUGGGAAACGUUAUGCAUGCAGAGUUAAUGGACCCAUAUGUCAUCGUUUCAGGGUCGUUUUUAAUUUAUUUCUAAAGAGCUUAAUAGGACAGGAAG